AUGGAACCCCCCCGCAUGGCAUCAAUUGGGAGCAUCAUCAAACUUCAUGGUAAAAAGUACUAUCUAGCACCGGCACAUGUUUUCAAUCUUACUGCUCCAAAUAUGACUUCUGAGAAGAUGAACUCGCUCUCUGAGGAUAGCGAAUGCGAUAUAGGCGAAUUCGACAGUGAUGACGAAAGCUUAUCGGGUGCUCAAGAUGAAGCUGACUUCAUGAGUCGACAUAGCGCUAGUGCCGAGUCUAGCGAUAUAGAAGAGGACUGGGACCUUGAAUCCAGUGAUACGAUGUCAGGUGGAGAAUCUACGCAGGACUUUGAUGAGCUGCGUGAACUGCCACCAAGCACUGCGAUGGCCAACACUAAAUCACGUCCUCCUGCAGAUGACAUGAAAUUAUUCUCGGUGAAUCACCGCGCCUUCUCAAAUUCUAAGCCGCCUCGACUGAGCUCUGAUAGUCUUGACUAUUGUCUCAUAGAAAUUGAUGAUGGUGAGAACAUUUCGACAGAUUUACCUGUUCUUUCCGAAGACACUAUUGGCCAGCUCAACGGUAGUUCUGUCAAUGUGAUGGCUAUCACGGGCUCAGGCAAUGUCCUCAAAGGCAUUCUUUUCGGUCGAAGAUCAUGCAUCCGAUUGCCAAACUCCACAGACUUCGUUGAAGUCUUGUCUCUUCAAUUUGAAGACUCGCUCCAACCUGGUGUCUGCGGCUCGAUAGUUCAAGAUGAAAAUACCGGCAAGAUAUAUGGACACCUCGUCGCUGGUGACCCAGGAUCUCAAUUCGCUUUCAUUGUUCCUGCUAUCAAUGUCUUGAAUGACGCCAUGGCCAAAAUGUCCGAGCCUAGGACAAUGUUGGCAUAUGACUUGGGAAAAACACCUCCUCCCUCAUUCUCACACGAACUCACCGCCGAGCCAACGACUCAGUGUGACAAUGCAUAUUGGUCUAGCCGAUCACCGUCCGUCUUUCGCAUUGAAGAAACGUCAUCCUCGGAUACAUCGUCUGAUGAGGGAUCCAUUAAUGAUUCUUCCUCUUUAGAUAUCUCGCGCGAUGGCCUGAGCCUGGCCGAUGAUGAUUGUGGCCCUUUAUCGGGGGAUACAUCACAUGCGCCACCGGGGCAUUUCACUGGGAAGAUACCACUAGAGCAAGCGGUAACCGACUUGGUUGAGAUUGACGCAGCUGGUACGAAGAAAAAUAUGGUUGACCUGGAAGAUGGGAAUUUGCUCAAAAUACGGAAUGAUUACCCUAACACUAGGGUGUGGCUGCUUGAGGACUCGUCUUUCAAAGAGUGGAUUGAUUCAGCGAGAAUAACCCCUUUACUUUGGCUUAAGGGAAACCCUGGAUCUGGCAAAACUGUGCAUAAGUCUCUGCUGAUAGAUGAGAGCCGUAAACUCAAGCGAAAAACCGCUGUUCAUUCUUUCUAUUGCAAACACGACAAUCGUGAAUUGAGCACUUUCUCUACUAUUGCGAGGGGUCUUCUGGCUAAGAUGCUGGAGCAAGAGAUACAUCCCAACUACAAAACCAUCGAACGUUUAAAGUGGGGGAUGAUUUCGAAAAGCCCGAAUGCCUCCUCUUCCACGGAUCUGGAAUCCGCAAUUGAAUCCCCUAUGGACUAUCCUUGGCACUCGCGGCCUAUAGAUGGUAGGGGGGAUUACCACCCGCUUUGGGAAGAGCUGAAACAUAUUUCGGAUGCUUUGGACUAUCUACACGAACGGCCUCAGCCGACCCUCGCCAACCUGUCCAGCAUACACGACUUUUCAACUCAGAGCAUCGGGAUCCCGCCUCUGUCUCCCACACUGACCGACUGGGUACCUCUGACCACAUUUGGCUAUGAUGAUGAAAUUCUUGUCAACGGCGGUAGGUGCAAGAAGUCUCGGUCUCGCGUUACAAAUCGAGGCCACACUACUAGCAUCGACGGUUCAUACUCAGUCCUCAGCUAUGCUUGGGACACAACGAGGCUCUCAGAAUGCCACUUUUGCGGUCAAUACAAGACCAAGAGAGACAUUUCCAACUACAACGACCUAAAGAGACACGUCAAGGAUCAGCACAUCCCGCCAAGUGAAUAUAUGCAUACUACUCAUGCAAGAAGACUAUCAGGAGAGCUUACAAGAAAGUUGAACAUAUCCGAACUGACCACCGAAGUAAUACCAUUCCCUUCAAUUACGCUCAUCUACGACAUUGAUUGGAGGAUACGACUUUGUCCCGACUGCCAACAGACCACCUCAGGUGGAAUAUUGAUACCAGCGAGCACAAACGAGAGCAAACUUGCCCUUCGCACAAACAAUGACUACGCGCAAUCGAACUACCAGCGCCGAUUAAAACUCAACAUCAAAGUGAGUACCAUGCGAAGCCAUUUCUGA
Messenger RNA from Penicillium manginii, 2346 nucleotides. RefSeq lists its product as uncharacterized. The coding region runs from base 1 to 2346 and encodes 781 amino acids. The record is from RefSeq and is a predicted model, not a curated record. NCBI's taxonomy places the organism in Eukaryota, Fungi, Ascomycota, Eurotiomycetes, Eurotiales, Aspergillaceae. The transcript has 2 exons.